Molecule: messenger RNA, 1288 nt
Organism: Gloeophyllum trabeum ATCC 11539
Lineage: Eukaryota; Fungi; Basidiomycota; Agaricomycetes; Gloeophyllales; Gloeophyllaceae
Exons: 7
Coding region: 80-1147 (355 amino acids)
Source: RefSeq, a predicted model, not a curated record
AACUAUUGAUCCAUGGAACCCUGUCAUCUACAGUCGUAAUAGCCCAGUCUCUGGGCACUACUCUGCUUUCUGCUUCGACAUGGUCGUUCUGCCCACCACACUCCUUUUAUUCAGCUGGUACACCGCCGUCAACGCUGGCAGCGCCAGGAAAGGCGAGAGCUGCAGCCAGGCCAACAGCCGUCUCCAAGUCGGCACCUAUCAGUUCUACAGCGACUGCGACUCCGUCACGUAUUGCUCGAAUGCCGGAACCUGCGAGCUGAAGGGAUGUCGGAGGGACGAGUUCCCGUACGGGUACGCGCAGGACGACCAGAGUAUUCCCGACUUGUGUCCCAGGGGCCAGUUCUGCCCGGACGAAGAGGACGCAUGCCAAGACUUGCUACCUGUCGGGAGCCCAUGCCAGUUGAAUCGGGAUGAUCAAUGCGAAGCGCCUCCUAAUUUCGUCGAAUUGCGAGACGAGAGCGGGCGUGGCCUUAACCACAAUGGCUCCGUGUGCUUGAACAAUAUUUGCAUGUGGGCCAACGUGACCGUUGGACAGCAGUGUGUUGUGGAGAACACCGCGUAUAUUGCGUACGGUGCCAACGGACAGGAAUUCAUCGACGUAGUAUCUCGCGGCAAUUGCAAGCUUGGCAGCUAUUGCGACUCUCAACAGCUUGUCUGCAUGCAGACGAAGCAGCUCAACGAGGCUUGCAAUGCUGACAAGGAAUGCGAAUCAUACAACUGUCUACCCUCUGGCAAAUGUGGUAAGCCGGCGGACGCUUCGCAUCACUAUGCCAUUUGGGUCUAUAUCAUCGUCUGCAUAUGCAUCUUCGGAGGUAUGAUCGGUACCCUCACCGGGUUAUUCUUCAUGCAUGGCAAGCAACGAGAGCAAGAACGAGAGAAGCGUAUUCAGUACUGGCGCGAGCAGAAUGCAUUCCGCCAAAAUAUCAUCCAACUGCGCGAGACCACCCGCAACUCCUUCCUUUCGUACCCAAACGAGAGUCCGCGGAAUACCGUCUACAGCCGAGACGGCAGCUCGGAAGGGGACUCACAGAUGCCCAUGCUACACGCAAAUAAGCCGGGCAGCAACCUCCGCCACGGCUACUCUGACGACGGGCUUGACGACGACGAAGGGAUUUCCAUGAAACCUAGAGAGCAGGCCGGGUUCUGAGUUUCUGCGGUUUUUAUGACAGUGGACGUUCUUGAUCUCUUGGACAGCCUGAUAGAUACCAGCAUACUCUACCCCUCUCCCGAAUAACGCAAUUUAUCUUGUACUAAGCCUGCCUCUACAUUAAUCGAAUACUCAGAGCUC